Messenger RNA from Zalophus californianus (California sea lion), 2189 nucleotides. It is a transcript of the gene GPR84, whose product is annotated as G protein-coupled receptor 84. The transcript is spliced from 2 exons. Bases 811 to 1992 code for a protein of 393 amino acids. Gene Ontology annotation, biological process: neuropeptide signaling pathway. Gene Ontology annotation, cellular component: membrane. Gene Ontology annotation, molecular function: urotensin II receptor activity. Lineage: Eukaryota; Metazoa; Chordata; Mammalia; Carnivora; Otariidae. The record is from RefSeq and is a predicted model, not a curated record.
GUUUGCUGACCCCUACUUUAGAGAAUCAAUUAAACAUGUAUAUAUUUACAUAUCUUAUAUUUACAUAUCUAUGUCCCCUGCUAGGCUAUGUGUAAGCCCAUGUACAUUACCUUCUUGUAUCCCCAGUGUCUAGCUCAGAGUCCAGUGCAUAGUAGGCACUCAACACGCGUUAGUUGAGUGAACAGAUGAAUGAAUGUUUGAACAGUGGCCUGCGCCCCUGUGUGGAGUGAAGCCAGAAUCCUGGAUGCUUCUUUUCCCACCUUUCUUCAUCUGGCUCCUUUUAUCAGAUGUGUUAGGGUAUCACAUGCCCCCCAUCCCCGAUUUGAACCAUCUCUGAGUCCCAGAGAGAAAAAAGGCAGUGCUCCCUCCUAACAAACUCAAGGCUUCUAGGGUGUCCACAGCUGCUCCUGAAACUUGGUUUUCUCUUUGGCCCCUAGAGAAGUGGCCCAGAUAUUCUGAUGGUCUGUCUGUCUCCACGUCUGGAUAAUUCUUGGCAAUGAACUUAUAAGUGUCCUGCUUUGCAAAGAGGGGAAGGAAACAGAGGUUAGGUCUUUAGGAAGGAGUGAAACAGCCUUGGUGUUAGUACCAGUGGAUUUUCGACAGAGAGGCCCAGAUUGCACUAGCCAAAGCAAAGGGAGGUAAGGGAGGAAGUGGCCGAGGUUGGGUAACUAGGGGAUUUCUUAUUCAGUUUAGUAUAAGACCAUGUCUCGAAACCUGACAGUCCACCAGAAAGAAAAGACUGCUCUUCAAAUGAGUUGGACUUCUCUCCACUGGAGUGAGAAUUGAAGACUGGGAGACCCAGCCUCCAUCAUGCAGAACAACUCCGUCACCAACUUCUCCUGCUACCAUGAGUCUGUAUUGGGCUAUCGUUAUGUUGCAGUUAGCUGGGGGGUGGUGGUAGCUGUGACAGGCACCGUGGGCAACGGGCUCACCCUGCUGGCCUUGGCCAUCCUGCCCAAGCUCCGUACCCGCUUCAACCUGCUCAUCGCCAACCUCACAGUGGCUGAUCUGUUGUACUGCACCCUUCUCCAGCCCUUCUCUGUGGACACCUACCUCCACCUGCAGUGGCGCACUGGUGCCACCUUCUGCAGAAUCUUUGGGUUCCUCCUCUUUGCAUCCAAUGCUGUCUCCAUCCUCACCCUCUGCCUUAUUGCCCUGGCACGUUACCUCCUUAUUGCCCACCCUAUGCUCUUUCCCCAAGUUUUCAGUGCCAAGGGGAUGCUGCUGGCAUUGGUGAGCACCUGGGUGGUGGGCAUGGCCAGCUUUGCCCCUCUCUGGCCUAUCUAUACGUUGGUGCCUGUAGUCUGCACCUGCAGUUUUGACCGCAGCCGAGGCCGGCCCUACACCACCAUCCUCAUGGGCAUCUACUUUGUGCUGGGGCUCAGCAGUGUUGGCAUCUUCUAUUGCCUCAUCCAUCGCCAGGUGCAGCGAGCAGCACAGGCGCUGGAUCGGUACAAGCAGUCCAGUGUCCAGUCCAACCACGUGGCUGAGACAGAGGCUAUACCCAGUCAUUUCCAGGAGCUGGACAACAAGCUGGCCUCAGAAAGGCCCAGUGAGGGGAUUUCGUCAGAGCCAGUCAGUUCUGCCACCACCCAGACCAUGGAAUGGGACUCAUCAGAAGUGGGGAACCAGCACAGCAGGGAGGUAGCUAAGCACAUGGCAGAGAAAAGCCAUCCAGAAGGACCAGCCGAGACCAGGCCAACUAAAAGAGCCCAGAGAACUCAGGAACCCCCAUCAGAGUUUGGGAAGGUGACUCGGAUGUGUUUUGCUGUGUUCCUCUGUUUUGCCCUGAGCUACAUCCCCUUCUUGCUGCUCAACAUCCUGGACGCCAACACCGCCGCUCCUCGUGUUGUCCACAUGCUCGCUGCCAAUCUCACCUGGCUCAAUGGUUGCAUCAACCCCGUGCUCUAUGCAGCCAUGAACCGUCAGUUCCGCCAAGCCUAUGGCUCCCUCCUAAAACGAAGGCCCCAGAGUUUCCGUAGGCUCCAUUAGAACUGUGUCCCCAGUCACCAGAAUCCAAGAAUGACGCCUCCAGAACUAAAGUGGCCAGCUGGUAGGGAGUAGGUGAAAGUAAGACCUGUGGGCAUUUUCACAGACAACUUUCCCCCCACUCUCAAACCAGGCUUCUCCAUCCCUUGAUCAAUGCUUCAGCUCUAGAUUGCCCAAGGUGCAUUAUUAUUAAUAAAUGA